UUCCCACAGUGCUCAUCCAUGUCACAGAUAUUCCAUUCAAUUCAUUGUGAGUGAUCUACGCACAGCAUCAAUAGAUGUCCAGCUUUACAAUUAAAUUAAAAAUUCAUUACGUGUUUUUGGUAAAGACGACAUAAAAACUUCGAAAUGGGUAAAAAGAAACCGCAGAACAUAGUACUUGGAGCCAUUGGGCAGCAAGCAGGACCGCAACAGCAACCAGGACCUCAGCAGCAACAUCCGGAAGGUUCACAGCAGCAGCAGCAGCAGCAUCCGCAAGGUUCACAGCAGCAGCAAAGACCUCAACAACACCCGGAAGGAUCGCAGCAACAAAAAGGACCUAAGCAACAGCCGCAAGGUUCUCAGCAACAAAAAGGAUCUAAGCAACACCAGCAAGGUUCGCAGCAACAACCACAGGGUUCUCAGCAACAAAAAGGACCUCAGCAACACCAGCAAGGUUCGCAGCAGCAAAAAGAACCUAAGCAACAUCAGCAAGGUUCGCAACAACAAAAAGGACCUCAGCAACACCAGCAAGGUUCGCAGCAACAAAAAGGACCUAAGCAACACCAGCAAGGUUCGCAGCAACAAAAAGGACCUAAGCAACAUCAGCAAGGUUCGCAACAACAAAAAGGACCUCAGCAACACCAGCAAGGUUCUCAGCAACAAAAAGGACCUCAGCAACAGCAGCAAGGUUCACAGCAGCCAGCAUGGCCUCAGCAACAAAAAGGACCUCAGCAACAGCAGCAAGGUUCACAGCAGCCAGCAUGGCCUCAGCAACAUCCGCAAGGUUCGCAGCAACAAAAAGGACCUAAGCAACACCAGCAAGGUUCACAACAGCCAGCAUGGCAUCAGCAACAAAAAGGACCUCAGCAACAGCAGCAAGCAUGGUCUCAGCAACAACCGCAAGGUUCGCAGCAGCAACCUGAGCAGUUCAAGAGAAAAGACAAAGAUGGCCAAGCGCCGAAAAAGCAACCAGAUCCCACAGGGCCUACUACAUCAGAAGUACCACGGCCUGGCAGUGCAGUACACCGUGACGCAUCUGUUUCGUCUGCGAAAUCCAGCGGCUCCGGCGAUGGUUCCCUUCGGCCCAUCGAAGAAAAUCUGCAACAGAUGCGCAUCGCGAAGGAAAAGAUUCGCCGAACAGACCUGCGACCGGUAUUGAUGCGCAGCGGAACUCAAGGUACUCGCGGCAAAAAGGUUACGGUAGAAGCCAACUUCUUCCGGCUUCUGCUCGACAAGCUGAAGGGUGUGGCGUACCACUAUGAUGUGGCAAUUGAACCGGAUCGGCCAAAGAAGUUUCUGCGCGGAGUAUUUGCCCAGUUCUGCAAGAAUAGCUAUCCGGGUGUAUUAUUUGCGUACGAUGGACAAAAGAGUGCCUACACGACGCGCAAGCUAAGCGACAUGAAGGGCAAGGUGGUGUAUCAACCAGACGAUGGGGGCAGAGCAAAAGAGUACACCGUGCAGGUGAAGGAGGCGGCCCAGCUCGAUCUGGCUGUGCUUAAAACAUACAUGAACUCGAAAGAUGCCUCGUUCGCCAAACCGAUGAGCGCCAUUCAGUGUCUGGAUGUGGUGUUGCGCUGCGCCUAUGAGAACAAUCCCAACUUUGUGCGGUUUAAAAGAUGCGUGUACAUGGUUCCAAGCAAUAGCAUCGACAUCGGCAAAGGACACGAACUGUGGUACGGUUUGUUCCAGUCGGCCGUGCUCGGUUCGCGGCCCUACAUCAAUUUGGACGUUUCACACAAAGCGUUCCCGUGCGCGUCCCCUCUGCUGAAGGUGAUCAGCGACUUCAACCGUGGUAACCUGGAUCAACUAAACAGGUGGGUGGUGGACGAGCUGCAAACCUUCCUGAAGGGUAUGGACGUGGUUUACAAAAACCCGUCGGGCAUUACGAAACGAAUGCGAUGCAAUGGUUUGCGCGACCCUGCCAACCAACAGAUGUUCAAAAUGGACGAUGGGACGCGUCUGUCGGUGGCGGAUUAUUUCGCCAGACACCUAAACUAUCGACUACGCUACCCAAAUCUUCCCGUCGUGCAUGUCGGUAGUACCGUGCGUUCGGUGUACGUACCGGCCGAACUCUGCGAUAUACCAGGCGGACAGGCCUUGACCAAAAAUCAUCCGGAGGAAUGUACCCGUGAUAUAAUUCGCUACGCCGCAACCAAUACGCAGACACGAAAGCAAAAGAUUGUUGGCCUAGCGUCACAGAUUCAGUACAACUCAUGUCCGACACUGUUGGACUUUGGCAUCGGCGUCGGUAAGGAUUUCGAGCAGGUGCCGGCGCGCAUCAUCGAUGCCCCACCGAUCGAGUAUGCGAGGAACGAGAAGAUUGCUCCCCGGUCUGGUGUCUGGCGGGCGGAGGGUAAGAACUUUCUUCAACCCAGCACGGAACUGAGCCGAAAGUCGCUGCGCUGGCGUAUACUGAACCUGGAUGGAUACACAAAUGAAGCCACGGUGAAGAAGUUCGGAGAAAUGUUGCAGCAGCAGGCUAUACGAUGCAACGUACAGAUGGAACCGUUCGACAUGGGCAGUACAUACGUGUUGGUGCGUAACCCUGCUAAUGCUCUGCGCGAUAUCGGUACACUGCUAGAAGGCAUCAAGCAAGCAAAUCCUGCGAUCACGAUUGUAAUAUUACCAAGUCGUGGUGAUGCGUACGCGAAGGUUAAACAGAAGGCAGAGCUAGCCAGUGAGCGUAUCGGCUUGCUGACACAGUGUGUAAAGGGUAUGACGGUCGCAAAGAAGAGUACCGACAUGAGCACUCUCAACAACAUCAUGUUGAAGAUAAACGCCAAAACAAAUGGCGCAAACCACUGCAUUUCGCAAGCCGCGGUACCACCAUUGGGACGCGGAAAUGUCAUGUACAUCGGUGCGGACGUCACACAUCCACUCAGUGACGAUGUACCGAGUGUGGUUGGUGUGACAGCGCUGUACGAUACGAUCGGUUUCCGGUACAAUUGCAGCGUUCGGCUGCAAGGUGCGCGGGAUGAAAUGAUCCGAGAUCUGGAGAACAUUGUGCACCGACAGCUGCAGCUGUACGAACAGUACAACAAAGUACUGCCGGAACGCAUCAUGUACUAUCGCGACGGUGUGUCGGAUGGGCAGUUUUCCGAAAUUCUCACAAUCGAGCUGCAGGCACUGCACGCAGCUAUAGCGCGCGUCAAACCCGGCUACAAACCUGCGGUUACCUUCAUCGUCGUGCAGAAGCGCCAUCAUACGCGAUUCUUCCCACACGGUAACUGCCCGUCAGAUGGCAAAAACUGUAAUGUACCACCUGGUACGGUCGUCGACAGCGAGAUCACGUUGCCGAAUCGUUACGAAUUCUAUCUCGUGAGCCAUGCGGCCGUGCAGGGUGUUGCCAAACCGACCAAGUACGUCGUGCUCUAUGAUGAUUCAUCCUGUAAUCCGGAUCACCUGCAAGCAUUGACUUACAAUCUGUGUCAUCUGUUUGCACGGUGCAACCGGUCGGUUUCCUAUCCGGCACCGACCUAUUAUGCCCAUCUGGCGGCAUACCGUGGUCGAGUGUACAUUAAAGAUCGGCGCAUUAACAUGAAUAAUUUGGAUGCAGCUUACCGGGACAUUCAAAUUAUUUCCAGCGUCACUGAUACUAAUCCCAUGUUCUUCGUAUAAACUGCAGCAGCAGCACAAAGUGAGGACGUUGAAGGACACCUAAUUAAUCAUAUGAUACAUGACUGUCUUCAAUCUCUUCCUUUCAUUUACAUUUAUAUGCUUUAAUCAUUUUUUCUUUACCAUAAAUCAUUUAAACAUAUUUCUAUAUUCUGAUUGACCACUCAUUUCCAAUAACACUUUACUUUUUCAUAUAAACACUUUAAUCUGUUAACACAAUAGUGCAUUUCGUUACAUUCUGUGUUGUUUCCGUAAUGGACAAAGUGGUAUUGUGAUAAUAGUGAUUUUAUAUUAACCUACACAUACAACUAUAUAUAUAUAUA
Molecule: messenger RNA, 3935 nt
Organism: Anopheles funestus (African malaria mosquito)
Lineage: Eukaryota; Metazoa; Arthropoda; Insecta; Diptera; Culicidae
Product: protein argonaute-2
Exons: 7
Coding region: 145-3615 (1156 amino acids)
Molecular function (GO): protein binding; RNA binding
Source: RefSeq, a predicted model, not a curated record